ACGUUGAUUCUAUUACGUCGAACAGCAUCUGCUUCACUACACCUCCCGACAUGCACCGCGGCAGUAACCGGUUCCCGAAGAGUUGCCGAAUGACAAGUGACCUAUCAUUAAACUAACGUUUUAUGAAACGUGUUUUCUUUUCAGAACUUGUUUCAGCAUCUGCACGGAAAAUUCUAGUUAAUCUUCACUGCUGCACCAUCAUCCUCCUCCUCUGGGGCUGAUCAGGACGUCAAAUUGAUCAAGCAUGAGGACUCUGUGGAUGAAAGCAGGUGUAUUUGGGACGGUGUCUGCUGCCUUUGGUUCAGUGCUGUGGUCACAGAGGAAGAGUGACCCAGACCAGGAUGCGUCCAGUCCCACCUCUACUGAUACGACUCCUGCUUCCCCCUAUGAGCUAAAAUUGGUCCAAGUCCUUUUCCGACAUGGUGCUCGAACGCCAUUAAAGUCUAUACCAGAUGUGAUGGAGGCCCAGUGGGUGCCCACACUCUUGGAGCCGCCAGCACACACUCACAUUAACUAUGUAGUGACGAACCUUCAUGGCGGACCUCGGCCCCCAGCUCCUAUAGAAGACAGCUAUAGGAAGAACGUGUUGGCAGGUGGCACGUUCCCCGGCCAGCUGACCACCGUGGGCAUGCAACAGCUGUACGAGCUUGGCAAGAGACUAAGGAGGAAAUACGUUGAGGAAAGUCCCUUUCUCAGCUCUAUGUUCAGCCCAGUCGAGGUUUAUGUGCGCUCCACUAACAUUGUGAGGACCAUUGAUUCUGCCAAGUGCCUCAUAGCAGGACUCUUCCAGCAAAAACAAAAAGAAAUUGUGCACAUAUUAACAACAGAGUCAGAAUCUGAAAUCCUGUAUCCCAACUAUCACGGAUGCAAGCUGCUCAAAAGCCUCGCCGGCCACCGCUGGGCAGAGUCGUCCACUCUGCCAGACAUUGCAGCAGACCUGCAGAGCAUCCAAAACGCACUGGGCAUCGCAGCUCACCAGCACGUCGACUUCAUCCUCAUUAGGGAUGACAUGGUUGCCAGAGAGACGCACGGCCUGCCUUGCCCACCGGCGCUGGACACCUGGAGGAAUAAGGUGGAGCAGAGAGCCGUGGACAUGGUGUGCCACAUCUACGAACCCAGCAGAAGGGAGAACCUGCAGCUGUGUGUAGGACCCCUCCUCUACACACUCUUAGGCAACAUUGAUGAGAAACUACAGGGCACCUCAUCAGAGCCAGGCAGGAAGUUGUUUUUGUACUCUGUACACGACACCACUUUGAUUCCCUGUCUAAUGGCUUUGGGGAUUUUUGACAUGAGAUGGCCACCGUACGCAGCCGACAUCACUCUAGAGCUGUACCAACACCGGCAGACCAACGAGGCCUUUGUUAAAGUGUCAUACGUAGGACAGGAACAACAUAUUCCUGGCUGUAGUGGCGUCUACUGCCCCCUGCAGGAGUUCAAACAGGUCCUUUCAUCAUGCGCUCUGAGGCCUGAGCUCUACCGCUUACGCUGCGACGGCACAGACGGUCUGGCCAAGCUCUGACCCCUUUACAUAAAAAACAUACCUCUCUGACAUUACAAGCUGAGAUUCACGCAUUCACGAAAACCCCAGAGGACUACAGUCAAAAAUGUUUUUCUGUACCUUCCAAACAUCGUUAAAAUAUCUGUUUUUUUUUCAUUCUCAAUUAGACAUCACUCAUUCUUGCAUGAAGUAAACGCGCUGUUUCCAGCUUCAGUCUGACGUGUCGCAAUCAUGCUCAUUUUUAUCAGAAGACGACACUAAAUCACCUAACAUCCUUAGUCGCAGAUAGUUAUGCUGUUUUUUUAGUGGGCCUCUUUACAUUAGCGUACUGAUUCUGACACUUUGGUUGGAUUCAAAACCAAAGCUUCCAUACUUCAUUACUCAGGGGAAUACUAUCAUUGUCAUGUAUUCUAUCAGUUUGCUAAAACGUGUGCAAAUACCAUAUAUUUUGAGAGUGUAUUUUAUGGGUUGCCUUUGUGUUGACAUUUGAUUGUAGUAUUAAUUCAUGUAUAAUGUAAAGAUGAGUACACUCCUUUACAGAAUACUGUUACUACCUCAAGAGUUUUCUGUGACCCACUACUUAUCUUGACUGAUUGGACAUAAGUAAGGAUCUUUGUCUUCUUCUGGCUCAUGUUAUAUAGCAGAAUGUGCAAUAUUUCUAUCGACUGACGAAACAGCUUGAGUUGAGUUGAAAUGCAUUAACAUGCUUGCAUCUAUUUUGGAAGUGCAGUGUCCUCUCUGAAUAGCUGUCACUAAAGCCCCCCCUGAUAAAGUGUCAACUUAGCAAUG
Molecule: messenger RNA, 2287 nt
Organism: Betta splendens (Siamese fighting fish)
Lineage: Eukaryota; Metazoa; Chordata; Actinopteri; Anabantiformes; Osphronemidae
Gene: acp6
Product: acid phosphatase 6, lysophosphatidic
Exons: 11
Coding region: 245-1519 (424 amino acids)
Biological process (GO): dephosphorylation
Molecular function (GO): phosphatase activity
Source: RefSeq, a predicted model, not a curated record